Messenger RNA from Canariomyces notabilis, 375 nucleotides. Its product is annotated as Prefoldin beta-like protein. Gene Ontology annotation, molecular function: protein-folding chaperone binding. Lineage: Eukaryota; Fungi; Ascomycota; Sordariomycetes; Sordariales; Chaetomiaceae. Gene Ontology annotation, cellular component: prefoldin complex; cytoplasm. Bases 1 to 375 code for a protein of 124 amino acids. Gene Ontology annotation, biological process: chaperone-mediated protein complex assembly; protein folding. The record is from RefSeq and is a predicted model, not a curated record. The transcript is spliced from 4 exons.
AUGGCCGACGUCCAAGCAAAACUGCAAAGCCUCUCUGAACAGUUUACCAAGCUUCAACAAGACCUUCAAGAUGCCGUACAGUCACGGCAAAAGCUUGAGGCUCAGAAGCAGGAGAAUCUCGGCGUGCAAAAGGAAUUUGCCAAACUGAAGGAGGGCGAGACUAUCUACAAACUUAUCGGCCCCGUUCUGCUCAAGCAAGACCAGGCUGAUGCAGAGAGUACUGUGAACGGCCGGCUGGAGUUCAUUAAUAAAGAAAUAUCCCGACUGGAAACACGCAUCAAGGAGGCUCAAGGGGAGAUUGAGAGGAAGAAGGGUGAGAUUAUACAGGUUCAAGCUAGUGCCCAAGCCGGGGGAGCACCGGCCGUCAAGGCCUGA